AUUAUUUGACAACAAUGUCAGGUUCUUCCAGCUUAGUUGCAGCUGGAUUUCUUAUUUUUAGACGAUUGCAAAAUAAUUUUGAAUAUCUGUUGCUCCGGACAUCGUAUGGAAUACAUCAUUGGACACCUCCUAAAGGUCUGUCUUGCUCAAAAAGUACUUAAGCUAAAAAGUUGAUUCUGGUUUAAUUUUUUUAUUUGAAAUUUGCUCUGUGUUAUUAAAAAAAUUAUUUCAAUUUUUUUAAAUUUUGUAUUCAAGUACCUACCCAUAAUAAUAAUACACAAUAACUUUUUUUUAAUAGAAAAACUAUACAAAAAUUUGAAAUAGAAGAAUUUAAACAAUUUAAUGUUUGAAAAUGGAAUUAUGCAUAGUUCUCCCCCAAGGUGACAAUGAAGUUUUAAAAAAUAUAAGUUCCACAAAAUCGGUUGUGGUACAUGAAUUUACGUAAAUAUGAAGGGGAAAGAUCACGGCUUGUGCCAAACUGCCUUUUCAGUUUACGCUUUUUGAGCAUCCACGUUUUCCACAUUCUGUGUGUGGACAUCCACAUCAUCUGGAUCAAAAAAAAAAUAAUUUUGUUAAUGCACCAUCUUAGAUGCUGAAUAAGGGGUCUGACGAAUUCAGCAGUAGUGUGGACAGCCACCAUUCCUCUUCAUUUCGUAUCUGAUCUGUAUCAAACAUUUCAGACAUCGGCACUUUUGUAGUCUCUUUGUCUUCCUGGCAUAUUGGUAGCUUGGCAGUAAUAAUUAUUUACAUGUAUUAGUAUUGUGCUAUAUAACUUAUACGGAAGCAAAAAUAUUAACAGACUCCAAUGUAAGAAUAGUUGUUUAAAUAGCCCUUCCAAACGGAACAACUGGAUUUUUUCUUGGCCGACGCUCAAGUGGUAGACUACCCUAUUACUACUACUAUUAAUUACUAGUCUAUUAAGUCAUUAACUAUUAGUGACUUGUAAGUUGUGUAAGCCGCAAGCCGUAACGAAUGAGUCAAAUACAAAUCAUAGGCUGAUGAUAAGCUUAUGAACUUCGCUCAGUCUCAGUUUCUAAAUUUAGAAUAGCAAAGCUGAUAGGCACUGAUCACUGCUAGCUAAUGAGAUUUAGGCUUCCUGAUGUCCAGCGUUGAAUUUGUUGCCAAUGUUGCACCGCCAUUUUUUAUUUAUCUUGUGCAAAAAAAAAUUUUUUAUAAAUCCAGUGGAAAAACUGUUCAAAAACCUGUAUGGCCUUAAACCUUGACAAACUUAUAAAAAUAAAAGAAGGUACUUCUGUAAAGCAAGGGAGACUACUAAAACAUUUUUAUGGGAAAUGGGCGUCAGCGCAGGAUAAUCCGAGUUUUUAAUUUUUGGACGUCGAUGCUUUUGCAUUAAUAAAAGGACUAUUUUGUCAUAAAAUUGUGAUUUCCUUCCAGAUGCAUAAUAGGGGACAUCGUGACCUACAUUCCAAUGUAUUGUUUUGCCUUUUUUGAUUGACCUUAAUAAUGGAAAUUCAUAGGUAUAUUAUAUAAGGCAUCUUUCCUCCAAAAUUUGUAAGAAAUUCAAAGUUAAUGUAUUUCAUAUUAAAUCUUGAAAAGCAUUAUAUAUUGAAUGAUGUAUACAUUUGUCAAUUCUCAUUGAUGUAGGUUGUGUCCGACGUAUGUUACGCUUGUCCCCAUAACCUGCAUUACCAAUAAGGUCGACCUAUUUUUAAUGGCAGAAGAUGCCAAUAGUUAGGAAAUAUUUAAUUAUUACAACUAUUUACAUCAAACCAUUUGAUAACUUAUGUUUUAGAAUGAAUUUAGAUGUAAUUUAAAGAAGAAUAUUUUAAUUUGAGGUUCAAAAACCUGGUAGAGUCCAUAUCAUAUUAUAAAUUACUGUAUCAUAAUUUGCUCUGUGCAAAACAUGUCAUGGGCAGCCAUUCACAGUCACUUGCAUAAUGGCUAUACUGUAUUACUGUCUCAGAGUUUAAUUCAUAAGAGUUUGCUAUGUGCAAAAACUAUUAAACCAUUGGUCAGGGACAGCUUUAAUUAAUUAGUUAUGUGCCAAAGUUGAAAGUUAAAAAUAAGUAAUCCUAAACAGUGUUAAUUUUGAGGUCCUAGCCAUUGGAAAAAUAUUCCUCAUUUUAAUUUUGCUUGAUAAAAAAAAUUGUUUACCCUUUCCAAGUAUCAGUGGAAAGUAUGGUUAGGCUUCGCUAAUGAAAAACUUGCAAGUUUUGGCUGAACGGCUUCUCUCAGACUGAAAUUACAAUAAUAUAAAACAGUCCAAGACAUUAAUGAUGUUAACGCGGUAAUUCAAAUCAGGAGAAAAGUAAUAGUAUAAUGAAGCUUAGACUACUAUUACAGAUACAAUGCUUUUCUAACUAUAAUUUAUUGUGAAUGUGUGAACCUGAAAGUCUUCUUUGCUAUACUGGUAAAAAAAUUGUUACAUGGUAAUGUUGAAAUAUGACAUGAGUACCUGAAAAAUUCUUACCAAAAUAUAUAUUUAUGUUAGUUUUUAAAUUUUGUUGUUUUUUAAAAAAUAAAAAAUCUUACAAUUCUUUACAAAUAGGACAUGUGGACCCUGGAGAAACUGAGUUUGAGACAGCAUUGCGUGAAACAGAAGAAGAAGCAGGUAUUUCAAAAGAGCAGCUGAAAAUUUUUAAAGAAUUUGAAAGAGUUCUUCAUUACAGUGUUAAAGGGGAACCCAAACGAGUAGUCUAUUGGCUAUCAGAACUAUGUAACCCUAAAGAUCCUGUGAGAUUAUCUAAUGAACACCAAGAGUAUAAGUGGUCACGGCUGGAUGAAGCAUGCGAGCUUGUACAAUAUCCUGAUAUGAUUUCCUUGUUAAAAGAAGCUAAUGGAUAUAUUACAGAGCUAUAUAGAUCCAAAUAAAUAUUCUAAACUAGUUUCUUCAUUCCAAGGGGAAGUCAUCAUGUCUUAGUACAAAAUCUGAUAGUCCCACUCAUUUUGGAUUUAUCAUUUAAAAAAUUAUAAAAAAUUUUAAAUACCCGGUACUGGUACUUGGUACAUGAUUUGUAGAUUUUUUAUGUAUAAAUCUAAAAAAAAAAUCUUUAAUGUUAUAAUUUUAAAAUGUAAUUAUUGGUGACAAUUUGUUUCUGUUAAUGAUGGUAUCGUAUAUUUAAUGUUAGUUUGUUUUUUUGUUUUUUUUUAAGUGUCUUUACUUUUUAAACCUUCUUACAUGAAUAUCAAUACCGGGUACUUUCAACUUAAAAGCAGGCUUGAGCAAUUUUUUCCACUUGCUUCUCUUAGGAGUGGCAAGAUGCCAAGUUAAAAUGAUGACUUCUAGCCAGGCUAAUUUUUAAAAAAUAUGAAUUCCACCACUGAAUGCACAUUAGAACUUAAUAUAAAACUUAUUUUGCAAAGGAUCACAUAUUAUUAUUAUUUCAAUAACGGGAAUUGAUAAUAAAAUAGUGAAAAUUAUAUUAUAUUAAUUUAAUCAUAUAACCAUAUUUGCUUUAAAUUUAAUCAGAUUCAUUGAACUUUGUCAGUGAUAACAGUGUUCAUAGUUUUUUUUAAAAUGGCUGUACAUAUCAAAGAUUGUAUAAGUAUAAGAGAUACUAAUGAGAAAUCUCCAGACUAAAGAAUGGAACAAAGUAUUUCCUUGACAUGACUUAUUACAUUUUCUUAAGACAUUCUAUGGGCCAGCUCUGGAUCAUUGCAUGUCUGCCUGGUUUUAAGUUUAAAAUUUAGACAAUUCCUCUCCUUAUAAUUUUUUCAUUUAUAUUUUAUUAUGAUUAUUUUAUUCUUUUGUUUAAUACAUCUGUUUAACAUACAGUGUUUAACAACUGUUACAAAAAAUUUCAGUACCGGUACCAGUACUUUUUUAAAAAAUCAUCUGGAACAGUAGUUAAAAUGUAAGUUUUCUAAUAAUUUCUAUACUUUGUAAAUGAUCGAAAGAUGUUUGAUCUAUGUCCUGUUUUAAAAAUAAAAAAAUUUAAAACUUUUUUUUGUUUUCAUGUUUUAAUUUUAAGUGUUAUUUUUGGUUUUUGUCCCAUGAGGUUAAAAAAUAUUUGUGCUACCGGUAACAAAAUUUAUUAAAUAGGGAUAUCAUAUUAUAAGAAGGGUACAGGGUUGCCGAGCAGUCUAAACUGAGUCAAUCCAAAAAAGAUGGUGGUCUGAAGUUCAAUCCUUAGAUAAAGCCUAAACAAGCAAAGACAUCCCCAGGACCCAGGACGGCAAAUAAGAGAAGGCAAACUCUGAAUUCCAACCCGGAGAUGGAGUCCCAAAGGUGGAUAACAUUGACACAAUGAAUAUUCCAGCAA
Messenger RNA from Lymnaea stagnalis (great pond snail), 4223 nucleotides. Lineage: Eukaryota; Metazoa; Mollusca; Gastropoda; Lymnaeidae. The record is from the annotation of a GenBank genome assembly.